AGAGGUUUUCUAUAGCGGUUUAGAAAUAGCGAGAAUUCGAAAUUAAAGAGCGGUUUGUUUAAAAAAACAAAUUAAACGACGGAGCACCUGUCGGGCCACAUCUGCGGAAAAAAGCCGAAGCCAGGGGAGGAGUGAAUGCAAAGCAAAUUAAAAAAUGAGCGGGGCGAGUUUGUGCAAUCUGCUGGCAGAAUUAGGGUUUGCAGACUACGAACAUCUCGAUCCCGAUUCUUUCGAAUGGCCGUUUCAAUACGAAGAAGCGCACCCCAUCCUUCACUGGCUCUGCUCCAAUCUCCGCCCUUCUAACGUUCUCUCGCCUCUCGAGGUCGCCCAGUAUGAAGAACUUCUGGCUGAAGGAAAGUUGUUGGAGGGAGAGGAUCUGGAUUUCGCUUAUGAAAGUAUUUCUGCAUUCUCAAGCAGGAGAAGCAAUCAGGAAGCUGUUUUGGGGACAGAGGAAUCUUUGACAGAAAUCAGGGAAGCGACGACAGCAUAUAGAGCAGAAGCUUUAGAAUUGCAAAAACGAUUGAGGCGUUUGCAGAAUCAGUUUGAUUUGCUCAGUGGUCAAGCUUCAGCUUUGAUUCAAGGAAGACGAGCACGGGUGGCAGCAACAUCUUCAACAAAUGGACAACUGCUAUUUGUAGAUGAAAAACUUGCUAGCAGGAAUAUGGAGAUGAAUGCAGUUAUGGAAAAGAUUGCUUCAUCUGCCCGGGAAUUGGCUCAUUAUCAUUCUGGGGAAGAGGAGGGCAUAUACCUAUCAUAUGCUGAUUUUCAUCCUUAUACAAUGCAAGAUUUGGCCUGCACUAAGGAGCUAAAUCAGUGGUUUGUUAAACAAUUUGAUGUGGGUCCAUCACGCCUUGUUGCAGAGGAGGGUAAAUCCAAGUGCUCAUGGGUGAGUCUUGAUGAUGUUACAAAUUGCUUCAUCCGAGGAGAUUCAGAAAAAUCUUACCAUCAUCGAGUUGUUGAACUUCAACGCCUUCGGUCCAUUUUUGGAAUCAGUGAGAGACAGUGGGUGGAAGCGCAAGUUGAGUAUGCCAAACAACAGGCAAUUCUUGCAAAGGCAAAACUGCAAGUAUCAGCUGAUGAGGCUCAUGUUCACCUUGAUUUGCAAUCUCUGAGGCGAAGGAAUGCAGAAAUUGCUGGGGAGCUGAGUACUCUUUCUCAGGAAGAAGAGAAAUUACUUUACCAGGUAAUACCAAAGAUUUGUAUGGACCUUGCUGAGCUUCAGGAUACUUAUAUUUUGCAAGGUGAUUAUGACCUCAAGGUUAUGCGGCAAGAGUAUUACAUCUCACAACAGAAGCGGUUCAUUACACACUUGGUUAAUCAGCUGGCUCGACAUCAGUUUUUGCAAAUUGCAUGCCAGUUAGAAAGAAAGACUAUGAAUGGAGCUUAUGAAUUACUUAGAGUUAUAGAAUCUGAGCUACAAGGCUUUGUACAGGCAACUUCGGGGCGAGUGGAGCGGUGCCUAUCUUUAAUUGAAGCUGGAUCUGAACCACAUGAACAAGGAGCAGUUGAUGACCGUGACACAUUGCUUCAUCGAAUAAGGGACCUCUUAAGCAUUCAUACAAAUAACCAAGGUGCAGCACCGAUGUACGUAUCAGCACCUGGCAUUGUUCAGCAAAUUGGUAGCCUCCAGUCCGACUUAAUGUCACUUCAGUUGGAUCUUGAAAAUUCCCUAGCAGAGGAUAAAAGCAAAUGCAUUAAUGAGUUGUGUACUAUUAUAAGAAGAAUGCAACGGCUUCUAUUUGCAUCCUCCACUACUGCACAGCCAAUAUUGACGCCUUGGCCUCUCAUGAGGGAGCUUUCUGAGAUGGAGAAAGUCAAUUCACAGCUCUCAACUGCCAUUGAAGAAGUUACACGUGAGCAUCGUGAAAAAGCUGAGAUAGUGAGGCAUCAUCCACAUGAAGUAGGGCGAGAGAGACAAGUCUUUGUAGACUUCUUCUGUAAUCCUGAUCGCCUUAGAAACCAUGUUAGAGAGCUGACUGCAAGAAUUAAUUCUCGGCAAACUGUAUAGGUGAAGCUGUUGCAGGUGCAAUAUUCUUUGCUUAUGCAAAAGGUUUAUGUCUCGUCGACCUAGUAGUUUCUGUGAUCCUAGUUUCUCAAAAGGACUUAAUGAACAAGUCAGUCGGAGAAUGAUGUCUGGAGUGCAACUCGAGCAUAGCUCAUUGUGUAAGCAUAUGGAAUGUAAGGAGAAUAAGGUAUUGCGAUUGAUAAUGUAGUGGGUUGCCAGUUGUAAUAUCAUGGUAUUCUUUAUUUUGAUAAGGCAUUGGCUGAUAUUUUGGAGGAGAAUUCCUGAUCUCCUCAUUUUGUUCGGUAUAUUUAUCUUAUAUAAAGAAAUUCAUGGCAGAAUGUAAAUAUUUUAUUCA
This is a messenger RNA of Cryptomeria japonica (Japanese cedar), 2360 nucleotides long. RefSeq names its product AUGMIN subunit 3. The record is from RefSeq and is a predicted model, not a curated record. The transcript is spliced from 19 exons. Gene Ontology annotation, cellular component: HAUS complex; centrosome; mitotic spindle. Lineage: Eukaryota; Viridiplantae; Streptophyta; Pinopsida; Cupressales; Cupressaceae. Gene Ontology annotation, biological process: spindle assembly; centrosome cycle. The coding region runs from base 155 to 2008 and encodes 617 amino acids.